UCUGAUGUUUUCUGUUUGCGCGAAAACGUGUAAAAGUAACUCUAUAAAUAUAUAGUUAAAAGUAAAAUAAAAACCAACAUCAUAAAUAAUAAAAUAAUAAUUUAAAUAAAUAAAAUGGUGGUGAUAAAAUAUAUAAAUAAUUAAAUAAUAAUUAAAAGUUAAGUAUAAAUAUGGCUGAAAUAGCAAAUUCGUCAGUAUUUACGAACGGAGUUAAUUGUAACACCACAGAUUUACUUCAACGUGCAUUCCAAGAAGUUAUAAAUGAUGAUGACCAUGAAUUUGUAACAUUUUUAACUGACGGUGAUGUUUCGCACACAAUUCAUCUCACCCAAGCCCAGGCUGCUGAAUUGAAUUUAAAUUUUGAGGUUGACUCGUGUGCCGAUGAUCAAUCUGAUGAUUUGAGUUAUCAUCAACCAGCGCAACAUCAGUUUCAAAAUAACGGACUAAAUGAAUACCAAGAUACCCAAACUAAUAACAUUAAAUCCACAGCAUCACCUGGAACACCUGAGACAAUUGAUUACGAGACUGCGAGAUGGUCAAUUGAUAACAAGUUAGACGGACAUGAUGCCGACAGUGCCAGCAAAAUGAUAACUAUCAAUGAUAUCAAUAGUCCAGGUGGUAAAUCAAUUGAUUUAAUUCAUGAAUUUGAAAAUAAUACCCAGACAAAUGUCCAGGCCUUGUUUGCUGAUUCAGAUUCUUCUAAAAAGUCCGAUCUAGAUCCUAGCAUAGCUAAUAAUUUCAACGAAAUCCAAUUGACGGUUGAUGGAAGCAGUCAGAAUUAUCAGGCUCCAGUUACGUCAUCUGCGACACAAGUUUUGCAAAAGCUACCAGUUGUAUUUCCAUCAUCGCAAUUUAUUAUAAAACCAGUCCAGACAAUUUUGAAAACUGGUAAAAGUAUACGACUAGUUUCUAAUAAAUUAAAUACUGGUGAUAAUACUCCUGGUAAUUCUUCUGAUAGUAGUCAACAUCAACAAGUUAAUCAAAAUUCAAUUCUACUUCCCAAAGUAUCAACUUUACUUACUUCUCAUAUAUUUAAAGGUACGUCUGUUGCUUCACAAAUCGUACAUAAUAAUUCAUUGUCUGCGCAAUUAUUAACUCCACAAAUAAUAACCUGCGAUUCGUCAAAUCAACGUAUCAACAAUUCCACCAGCUGUGCUAAUAAUAAUAACAAUAAAAAUGGUAAUAAUUUAAUAACAAAUGGCGCGAGAUCACAAAAUCUAGGCAAUGCACAACAAAUACGUUUGCUACCACGUGUUGCUGGUAUCCAAGAAGACAAUGCUCAACAAUUUACAGCAAUUAGUAAAAGUACGGAAGUAAUAAACGGGAAGUUGACGUCGGCUAAUAGUUUAAUUAGCAACAAUAAAAUAUCCACGGGGUUGUUUACAUCCAAGACGGUGCAGUUUUCUCCGCAAGUUUUAAAAGCCGGUGGAAAACCAACGGCUGCAACCAAGCUGCCGAUAAAUUCAGCAAAUUCGGGGAUAACUUUUCAAACUGGUACGCGUAUCAAAACGCAGCAUACUUUUAAAUCGGUUAAUCAGAGUGGGUUGUUGCAACGAAAUAGCACUUGUGUGUCUACGCCGGUUUCGAUACUUAAGCCGCAGCCAAAGGUGGUGAUUCCUAAGCAGAAUAUUGCGGCAAUUAGCUCACAGAAUGUAUCUGGUGCAUUGAAUGGUGGUGAUAAUAUACAGAGAAUUGUUAAAAUGGUACCGCAGAGUUUGUCUGUGAAUAAUAUUAAGCGCGUGCAGACUAAUGAUGCUGGUAAGAAACCAAAUAACUCGGUAUUGAGUAAAAUAAAUAAUAAAAAGUCGAAAAUUAUGGGAACGCUUUCUUCAGUUACUGCUGGACAGUCUGAUUUAGCUAAACCAUUAGGUUCUAAUGAAAAUCCUAUUCAAAUUGUUCAACAAGGUCACACUUUUCAUAGCUCACAAAAAUUAACGCAGUCACAAUUGAAACAAAUUGCUCAUGUAUUACAGCAACGAAGUCAAGAGUCUUCUAUUCCAAAUGAAAAAAUAGUCUAUAGAGUCGUAUUCCCAGAAGAAUUAGAUCUGAGGAUUAGAAACCCCAUGAAUUUGUUGAAAACUCGUGGUGGUAAGCGAGGCAGGCCUAAAAAGAAACCAACAAAAUCUAUAAUAGUAGAAGACGACUCUGAGGAAGCGAAGGACGAACGAAAGAAACACGUGGCGCGAACACGUUCUGGCCGACUGUCUCGGCCGCCGAAGCAUAUCGUGCGUGACUACAAGCAUCUCCAUCAUCUAGAUUUUAUGGAACCCGAUUUAGAUGAUUCUGACGGUGGGUACAGCGACUACUGCGUCAGUACUGAUAAGGUUGACUCCGAAGAAGCCGCCAAGGAUCUACUGACUGGCUACGAAGGUCCUAAGCGUAAAAUAUCUGAUCACUUCCGCUGCCCCACAUGUAGUAAAAUUUAUUUAGGAAGGACGCGGAUGGCCAAGCACUUUGAGUUACACCCAGAUCAUGGCAGUCCUGAGCAACUUCCGCCACUGACUGUGGAACCCGAGCUAAAACAGUCGCCGCAGUAUCCCCAGGAUCAGUUUAAACGCAAAGGCAAAAGACGUGGUCCCUGGGCUUACAUAACUCCAGAAGCUAAAUCAGAAAGACGACAAAUAAAAUUACAAGAAGCAUUAGCUGCUUGUGAUAGCAAAGAGAUACUUAAAAUAGCUGCUAAACCAGUUUUAAAUGCGCAAUCAUUAUUUGAUCUCAUGGUUAUUAAGUCAGACAAUUGUUUGAAAACAUUUCUCAGCGAAUUAAAAGGUUUAGUUGAUACUGCGCGUGAGAGAGUCAGCGCAAUGCUGUCACCGGAAAAUGAUGAUGAAGAUAAAGAUGAACACGUUCUUGAAUUAAAUGAUGAUUUGCUGUGCGACACACUGGGAUUGGCACCUGGUUAUUACAACGUCAAUGAUGAAAUAUUUAAAAAUUCAAAUCAUUUUUACAACACGUCAUUUACAACUUCAACAGACGAUGAGCCUCCAGCUAAAGUACCCAAAAUAGACAACGAUGACGGCAAAGAAAACAUCGACGAGCGUCUAAAUCACUUUGGCGACAACAACAUUAAUGUCAACGUCAACGUUUCUAAUUUUCUUACUGACCGUAAGUUCGAACCCGUCAGUACAAACUGCCCAGAAGUUCUCACUGCAUUGACACUGAUGCCCAGAAACUCAAGCCCAGUUAAUACAUCAGACACUAUAAGCAAAUCAAACAACGUGUCAACAAAAUUACUUAUAUCUAAUCCAGAAAUUCAAAGUCAGAUCUUAGACAAUCCUGGGUUUCAAAAGAUUCAAAUAAAUACUUCGAAACAUUCAUUCAAAAAAUUAGAACCCGCCAAAGAUGGAUUCACUCGUUUGAACGGCAGCAAAUUGGACAUCACCAACAGCCAAUCAUCAAUGUCAUCUUUGUCAACACUGUCAACCUCAUCAUCAGUAUCAGCAUCAUCAGAUUUUACAAAAUUAAACGAUAAUAAUUACGAACAAUCUAAACUAGAUAAUAAUUUAACUCAAGCAUUUAUAAAAUUAGAGCCAAUUCAACAAAUUGGUUUUGUUAAAUUAGAAAACGGCAGUGUCGGUACUUAUCAGCAGAAAAACUCAACACAAAGUUUUAAAUUACAAGGUAAUAAUUACACUGAUAAUACAACACAGAAUAAUUGUAAUGAGAGCAGUAGUAAUAGUAGUAGUAGUACUGGUAGUAGCAGUACUAAUACUAGUAUCAGUACCAGCAGUAGUAAUAUUAUAAAUACACAGACAUUUACAAAAGGUUUUCAAAAAAUAAUACCCAAAAUAAUAGCAGUGUCGUCAGCAAAUGACAGUACUGGUAAUCAAUGUAUUGAUAAAACAGAGGCAUUUAAUAGUAACGGUUUACAAACGAUAAUAAACGACAGCGUGGUACCGAUGAUGACAAGUAAUUGCGACGGUAAUUUAUUUGUCGGUACUGAUAGUAUAGAUAUUAAUAAAAUAACAAACUAUGAGCUAGAUCUACUUAGUAGUAAUGGAGUUAUUGAUAAAAAUUUAAUGAUUGAUGAAAAAUUAGUUGAACAAUUACAGCUGGUUGAUCAGACACGUCUGGUUGAUGAGCUGGUAUCUGAAAGACUUAAAAAUAUAAUGCCGGAUAAUAUUUUAGAUAGUAAUUUAAUAAGCAGUAACAGUAAUUUGGAUACUGAACUUGAUUUUGAGGCACUGAGCGAAGAGUUUAAUAGAAAUACUAGAAGCUGAUUUAAAUACCUCGUAUAUAUAUUACAUAUUUUUUUAUAUUGUAUACCUUUAAACUUAUAUAUUUCUUACUCCAUUGUACUUUAUAUGUAAACCAUAUAAUUUAUUAUUAUACAAGUGUUUUAUUGUCUUCAGUAUAACGAGAAAGAAGAAAAACAUUUAAGUAUCUCAUGCAUUCGCAAUAUUGUUUAUUGUAUUUAUGAAUAGUAUAUUUAUAAGUAUGUAGGAUUUAUUUAAAAAAAAAUAUUACUUAUAUAUUUUUCAAUAGCUAUUAAUUUUAUUUUGUAGAAAUUAAUGAUAAGCGAGUGACUAUUUUAUAAAGAAAAAAAUAGAAAAAAAAAAAUUAGAAAUAAGUUGUGGAUGUAUAUUAAUAUUAAUAUUGAUAUCGGUAUAAAUAUCAUUAAUGAUUAAUAAUUGAUGAGGCAAAUUAAUGAUACUGAAGUUAACCAUGAUUCUAAAGUUAGCAGACAGUUAACAAUUUUUGAAUUUUUUUUUUUUUUCAAUAAAUU
This is a messenger RNA of Microplitis demolitor, 4726 nucleotides long. RefSeq lists its product as uncharacterized. The record is from RefSeq and is a predicted model, not a curated record. NCBI's taxonomy places the organism in Eukaryota, Metazoa, Arthropoda, Insecta, Hymenoptera, Braconidae. The transcript is spliced from 4 exons. Bases 171 to 4220 code for a protein of 1349 amino acids.